Mycena indigotica is the source of this 240-nucleotide messenger RNA. RefSeq lists its product as uncharacterized. The record is from RefSeq and is a predicted model, not a curated record. Lineage: Eukaryota; Fungi; Basidiomycota; Agaricomycetes; Agaricales; Mycenaceae. Bases 1 to 240 code for a protein of 79 amino acids. The transcript is spliced from 2 exons.
AUGACGACCAGGCAAACGGAUUGCCUGGCGUGUCGCAUAACAGGCACUGCAACCUUCACCGGCCUCGGCGCGUAUGCCCUCUGGAUGUCGCGCGAGGCAGCACCGGGCGGGCGCGGGUCGAAAAGAAUAAUCGCGGUCUUGGGUGCUGCGAUGCUUGUGGGCGGCUACUUGCGGUGGAACCAGUCUGGAAGCGGAGAAGCGCUACCAGCGGAGCGCAUACCUGUCUCGAGCAAAUCUUGA